Molecule: messenger RNA, 3915 nt
Organism: Thamnophis elegans (Western terrestrial garter snake)
Lineage: Eukaryota; Metazoa; Chordata; Lepidosauria; Squamata; Natricidae
Gene: SMIM4
Product: small integral membrane protein 4
Exons: 3
Coding region: 399-608 (69 amino acids)
Source: RefSeq, a predicted model, not a curated record
CUCUGUCGGAAGACGCUGAUAUGUAGCAGGUCAGGUGGGAAGGCGGCUGCUCUUGCCGUUCUGCUCUCUGGUCCUGCGCGUACUUUCCCCCCCCCCUUAUUCAGUUCUAAAGGUGACGGCUGGGAGUGUGAGUGUUGGUCUGCGCUAGAAUCGCGACCAUCCUCUUUAAUUGAUUGUAUCCCACAGAGUGGUGGGAGUGGAAAGCAGCAUUGCCUUGCAAAGCGUGUGCUGUAUGAGCACGGGUCCUUGAUUAGAGUAAUCAAUUUAUUUAUAUCCCCUUUAUUAUUUUUACAAAUAACUCAAGUCGGCGAACGUAUACAACACAUCUUUCUCCUAUUUUUCUCACAACAACAACCCUGUGAGAAUCACUUUCUUACGACGAGUGUUAAAUUCUUAAAAUGUCUGUCAGUAGUAUGAUAACUUAUCUAAUGAAUAAAGUACCUGGAAAGAAACGAUUUGGCAUAUACAGAUUUCUUCCUUUCUACUUCAUUCUUGGUGGUGCUAUGGAAUGGUUCAUGAUUAAUGUUCCAGUCGGCAAUCAGACCUUUUAUGAUGUUUACCGUAGAAAAGAAGGUGAGAAACAUUACCAGAAAUUGGAAGAAAAGUGAAUUCCACAUUGAAUCAUCUGUACAUAAUUGAUUCAAAACUAAUAAAUGAAACUGUUUCAAAGUUUGCUUAAAAUAUGAAUACCAGCUGCAUUUUGUUCAGUGAAAUGUAUUUUUGUUAAUCUGUCUUGUUUCAAAUAAAAAAAUAAUCAUUUUGGUGAACAAGUGCCAUAAAGUUGGUAUUGAUUUAAUAAAUUAUCCCCAAGUGUAUCUGUCUCCAUCAUGAUCCUUCAGGACUUUCAGUGGUGAACUCUGCUGCUGUAAGUACUCAGACCCUUAAGAUAAAAGUUUUCCCCAUCUAGUUGUUUCCAACUCUAGUGGGUGGGACUCAUCUCCAUUUCUUAACCAAAGGAGCCAGCAUUGAGCUAAGACAUUUCUGUGGCCAUGCGGCCAGCAUGACUAUAACUCGGACCUACUCAUAUAUUAAAUAACAGUAAGACUGGUUACCUGUUGCAUUUUAGAAAAUGUUGCUCUAUUUUAGAAAUUGUUGCUUUGUGACACAUUUCAUUAUUGAUUUAUCAUUUUUUGUACAUAUACACAAUUAUGUUUAUUUAUUGCCUUUUAAACUAAAAGGAAUUAUUUUACUUUGUUACUGGGCUGAUUUGAGUAUGUGCAAAAAGGAAAGGCAAAAAGGGAUUUGAUCCCAAUGUUUGCAAUAGUUCACUCUCAUAAUCCAAGUCCUAGUUUUAGGGGAGAAGAUUAUAACAAGAAUGUUAUAUAUGAGAAUUCUCAUUCUCUCUCACACACACACAGUGAUCAUUAUGAUAAUAGGUAUACAAUAUAGAUUCAUGCUUCAAUUGACAAGUUCUGGUUGUUUAUAAGAUACAUAUGUGGAGUUGUCACACAGAAGAUAUUUGUGAUAAUAUAGAUCACUAGAUAAUGUAGGUCUCAUCAGGAUGUGUAUUUCUCAAAGCCUUAAUAUGGCUUAAAAUUCUAUUACCUGAACUAUGGCCAAGCAAAUCAUGACUUACCAUAUAUGAACUUAGUAUGUAUGAAAAGGAACUUGACAUGGUAAAUAGCAGAACAAUUUAUAAUUCCCUAUAGUUAGAGUAGCUUGCCACACUCUAGAGAAAAAUAUACAAGGAAGAAUCAGCAGUGUCCUGUAAUUCAGGGUAACAAAUUUUCCAUGCUGCUUUCCCUGUAACAUUGUUUCUAUUAAUAAAAAUUAUACUAUAGCUUGCUGAAUGGAAAAAGACCCAAAUUCUAUCAGAUAGCAGAAACUUUAAAGAUCUGCUUUUCCAUUUAUAUAAUCAGACUGAUCAGUGGCCUUAAAUUGUAUGACAGGUUUCUAUGUUUUGUCAUCAGACAAAAUGAAUAAUAUGGGAAGUAGGCGGAACAUUCUGGAAAGUGAAUUUGGUCCUAGGGAAUAUCAAAACCAAAGCUGCAGAAGUUAGCAGAGUUGCAGGAGGACUGGUUAAAAACAUUUAUGUUGAUGCAAUUGCAGGGGUGCUUGCAGAUACAGAAGAGUAGUAACCAGGGGACAAGAACUAGCUUUUUAUAUUGUAAUAUCCAAAGACCUUACGAACAAACGCUCAAAUUGCCAAUUGCACUUAACAUAAAAUGAUUUAUUAACUACUAUCAAGUUGGAGUCAACUCUAUGGAACUUCAUUUUUUUCCAGCAUGAUAUGCCUUCAACCUGGCCUUUUAGAUCUCUCAAUAAUUUUACAUACUAGAAAAUGCCAAAAAUUCUGCAAUCCAUCAAUGAUACAUGGCUUCAAAAUAUACAAAGCUGAAUUCAGAAAAUAGAAAUUUGAGGUCACAAUGUUAACAUCAAAUAGAUAAUAGAAAAAAAAAUUCAUAGAUGGGCCAUAAGAAAUUGAAAAGAGCUCAUGAAAAGACAGGUGUACCAGACCCUCUCAUUUGCCAUUGAAGAAUUUUCAUGACAAACUAAAUGCAAGAGUUAGAAUGAAAUAUGGAAGAAGUAAAAAAUAGUUCAAGUAGUGGAAAGGAAUAUGCCAAGGCUCUUUACUAUGCCUCCAUACUGCAUUUAUUUUAGUUUGUGUUCAGAAUGUCAGGAGAAGUGUUGGAUUAAAAUAAAUAUAAUUUGAAAUUGAAAUUCCUGGGAGAAACACGAAAAACCUCAGAUAAACUGGCAUUGCUUGGAUAGCUGAAGAAACCGUAAGGAUUUUCUCGAUAAAUGAGACAAGAGUGCAAAAACCUAUCUGUUUCUUUAAAAAAAUAAUCCACUGAGAUGUCAUCACACAAUGCCCAUCUAAUGUAAACAAAUGCAACAGUAACAGUAGACUUCAUUUCCAAGGGUUAAAAAUUCACAGGGACAGCGACUAUAGUAAGAAAUAGGUACCUGCAACUUUAGAAAAACCUGAAAACCUGGACAGAAAGUUUGAAAUACAGGUAUCACACUGACAUGAGAAUUUGGUUUUUUUCAUCUUAGCCAAGUCAGUUAAGUUAGAUGGUUGAUUAUAUAAAUAAUAUAAAUAAAAUGUAUUUAUUGUAAAAGUUAUAGUUUUUCUUAGGUGGAAAUUGUCUCAUCACAAAGGCUGGUUAAAAAAAUAGUUUGAACUGUAAUCUUGGAGAAAAUAGUUGAGAAUAAAGAUCGGUAUUAAUAAUGAAGCUAACACUUCAGUGUUUUAGGUGCUUAAUGCAAAGGCAAAGAAUUAUAGGAAAAGAACCUGGUGAUUAAAAAAAUGAAAGCAGUGGUAAAAGUCUAAUAGAAAACAACUCUCUAGAUAACUAACAAGCAUGAGUUUACUAGAAUUUAACAAAAGCAAUAACAGAUAAUCCUGCAGAAACUAUAUCCAUCAGGUCAUAAAGAGUUGGAAGCAAACAACUUAACUUUAGUUUAUUUUUGAUGGACAAAUUGUUCUCUUCAGCUAUUAAAAACUCCUAGUUUGAAAUUAAACAUAGAAAGUUGAUACUAAUCACACCUAAGUGUCAUCAUAUAUACAUACAGUGACAGUCCUUUAUUAUAAAGAACCAUCUUUAUUUCAGAAAGCUGUCCUUUUAUUGGUUUUGAAUUUUCUUUUGUAAAGCAGAGUUUUAAACAUGUUUUUAUUAUUAUGCACCUCUUUACUUAAUUUCAAAGAAGAAAAUGUAAAAAUGUAAUGUAUGGUUGUCUGCUAGAUUGAUAAACCCAUUAUCUAUGAUCAAAGGAAAAGCAUUGCUGUGUUUUAAAUCUAAAAAUACUGAGCAGAAAUUAAUUUAAAUCUAUAACAUAAGAUCAUAGCUAUAUUGCAAGACUUCUGCUAAUUUAUCAAAUGCGGGCAACUGCAAUCAGUGAUGUGCGGUGAGGUUUAUGGCUGGUGAGGCAAAAAGAAAGAAAGUGGCAUUUGGCCGCCCCACCGGUAUGUCC